GAUAGGACAGACAAAGAAGGAACAGAAAGCAAGAUGAAUGAUGUGAAACUUGCUGUCUUGGGUGGUGAAGGAACAGGCAAAUCUGCCCUUACAGUAAGGUUUCUUACCAAGCGAUUUAUUGGAGAAUAUGCUUCUAAUUUUGAAUCUAUUUAUAACAAGCAUUUGUAUUUGGAAGGGAAGCAAUUGAAUCUGGAAAUAUAUGACCCUUGUUCUCAGGCACAGAAAGCAAAAUUUUCCCUCACAAGUGAGCUGCAUUGGGCAGAUGGGUUUGUUAUUGUGUAUGACAUCAGUGACAGGUCUUCAUUUGCUUUUGCAAAAGCACUAAUCUACAGAAUUCGGGAGCCACAGACCAGUCAUUGUAAAAGAGCUGUGGAAUCAGCAGUGCUUUUGGUGGGUAACAAGCAAGAUCUCUGCCAUGUGCGCGAGGUUGGCUGGGAAGAAGGGCAAAAACUGGCUUUGGAUAACCGCUGCCAAUUCUGCGAACUGUCUGCAGCAGAGCAGUCUCUGGAGGUGGAAGUGAUGUUUCUCAGAAUUAUCAAGGACAUCCUGACAAACUUCAAACUCAAAGAAAAGAGAAGACCCAGUGGAUCUAAAUCCAUGGCCAAAUUGAUCAAUAAUGUAUUUGGAAAGAGAAGGAAAUCUGUUUAGUAGACAUGUGAUCCUAGGGGAUUUAUUAUAUCAGAGAGGCUCAAGCGUUUGUAUGAUAAUUAAAUUUACCCUUUGUAUGCAAUUAAAAAAAUUCUCUUAAAGAUAAGAAAUAAUUGACCGUGAACCACAACUGUGUUUUCAAAUAUACAGUUUGCCUUUUCGAUUGUUUGUAUCUUGUACACUUUGCUUCACACUUAACCUUUUCUUUACUGCACAGAAUAAUAUGAGUAUAACCUAUUGGUGAUUACUAUACAGUUUACCUUGCUAAAUAAGCUCUGCUUAUGUAAUUUUAUUAUGCUGCCACUCUACAGGGCUCAGUUUACCUUUAUUUUAUAUAUAUUAUAUAUAUACAUAUAUACAUGUAUAUAUAUGCCUUUUUAAUGAAAUAUAUAGUUAUAUUCAUAUAUAUUAUAUAUUAUAGGUCUUAAUUUAUCAUUUUUUGAAAUUUGUGAUCUGUUUAAUUGCAAUGCAUUUGAAAGUGCCUUUGUAAUAAGCCAGUGAGUUACUUGAUAUUACACAAAUUUUACUUACAACUAAGGCCUUAAGAAGUUAAAUUCCUUACCCACAGGUACAUAGUUUAUAGUUGGUCUGAUGAUGAAAAGUCUGCCUUUCCUUAUUGUACAUUAUGUUAACAAGGGCAAUUAUCAUAGAGAAAUUAAUUUAUACAGCUAAGAUCCUUUUUAGAUUAAAAGAUUAGGAUUUUUUUUUAAAUUUAAUUUCAUUUAGAAAUCCAUACACCGUAGGGAAAGAAAAAAGUAUGUAAAAACUGGUUGGUAAAUAUGAAACCUUGAAAGCCUUAUUGUCCUGAAAGAAAUCCUGUGUUAGAUACAAACAUUUUGGGGCCUUCUCAGAUUGUAUUGGAUACAGUUUCCUUUGGAAGUCAACUGUCCACCUCCUGGACUGCAGCCCCUCUUCUGCUGUCCCUGGUGAGCUUGCCACCCGCUGCAUUUCAAGUUGCAGCCCUAGACUUAACUUCAGCCAAAUCGCUGAUAAGUAAGGUUACAUUUCCGAAAAGUUAAAGAAUACACACAAUUCUGCGUGCACACUCAGUUAACAUGUAUCAACAGUAACCUGGGGACCAGGUGGAAGAUCUCGAGUAGAGAGUGGUAGACUGGAGUCAGGGAGGGCAGCACAGACUAUUAGUCUGCACAAGAGAGAAUUCAUCAACGUGUCUUGCUCAUCAUGAGUCAGGAUCCAACAUUUAGCUUUUCUGUUCCUUAGAAAUCUAACCUCGAUGAUACACUAGAGUAAAAGGAGUGGAAAUAUAGAAAAUAGUUCAGAAUGUUCAUAAAGAUGGGAGAGUUAGAAUUGCUGUGGUAGGUUGGCCCCAAGAACCCACAUCCGACUGUGUGCUCUGGGACGAUUCAGAGGAAUUUCCUUUACUAAAGAAAUGAGGAAUGCCGGAGUGAGGAGGCAAAGACAACUUUGAUGAGCUUCAUAGUGACUGUGCUCCACAGGUCAGUGUUGACAGUCGGGAUGUUGCCAUUGAACUGUGCUCCUUGAUAUCAAUGAAGAUGAUAGAAUCCUGGGACAGCAGAAUCUGGAUGUCGACGUUUAACCUGAUGCCUGUUUAACCUCUUAACCUGUUUAUCCACUUACUCAGCCCCCAGAGAACUAGUGCCUUAUAAAGAGUAGAGGCUCCAUUUCUGAUCCUGGCUGGUUGGAAACUUAGAAGCUAUAUUGAGGCAAAAUCUGUCUUGUGGGUUCAAGCAUUGCUCCCAUCCCUGCCACCAAGGCCACUGUUAUCCUGGAUCCAUUGCAUAUGAGAACAAAGGUGGUCAAGAAAAAAGGCAGGUUAUCUGUAGGGUGGUUCAUCUUGUCCAAUGGGCUUAAAGUGACAUCUCAUAGGUGGAUGUGCUCUGGUGGGCAUUAAAAUGAUAUACAAAGAUCUGUAAAUUUCAUGCCCUCUCCAAGAGAUCUAUUCACAUGCUUUUUCUCCAGUCCUUCUGGCGCUGCUCUUCCAGUCUUACCUCUUAUGGAUACGUGUGACCAACUGGUGAAACCAUUGAUCAUGGCCUGGGACUCUUCCACAUUACAUCUUUCCUGCUUUACAAGGCACACAACAAAGUGUACUUUUUGAAGCUUUGACAAAUGAGAUAAUUUCCUUUUACUGAUGAGCUUCAUGAUUACCUGUGGGCAGAACAGUAAUGAGGCCCAGUCAUCUUUUGCCUGGCACUAACACAUCAAGCUUAAGUGAGGAAUACUUCUCAUCAACCAAGAAUAUUCAGAUUAGAUUGCUUUGUAAAUGAGAAAUAAACUUCUAUUGUGUAGUUAUUCCAGUAAAUUCAGUGAUACACUUUUUUGAUCAACUCAAGGAUGGA
This is a messenger RNA of Hippopotamus amphibius kiboko, 2969 nucleotides long. It is a transcript of the gene RERGL, whose product is annotated as RERG like. Gene Ontology annotation, molecular function: GTPase activity; GTP binding. Bases 34 to 648 code for a protein of 204 amino acids. The record is from RefSeq and is a predicted model, not a curated record. NCBI's taxonomy places the organism in Eukaryota, Metazoa, Chordata, Mammalia, Artiodactyla, Hippopotamidae. The transcript has 5 exons.